UCUCAGUGUGAGGCUAGUCAAUGCAACUCAGUCUUGAACGAAGUGGAUAUAGUAAAAGAUGGGAAAGGCAGCACUAUGGCUUUUGAUCGCUUCUGUUCUGAUUGCUUAUUAUGUUUACACCCCCAUUCCAGAGAAUAUUGAAGAACGCUGGAAAUUGAUGCUCAUUAAUGCGGUCUUUAAAACCUUAGGGCAUGUGGCUGACAUUGCUGAGAAACUGGGUCUUAAGCACCACAUGGAAAUAAUGAUGCUGCUCUCAAGUAUGCAAUAUACAGCACCAGUAUCUGAUGAAAAGGUCACCAUAACAGACACAAAAAUGAAUGAUAUUCCUGUUCGUCUGUAUAUCCCUAAAGGGAAGCUGGACUCCUUGAAAAGAGCAGUAAUUUAUAUUCAUGGAGGUGGAUGGUGUUUAGGAGGGACGGCCAUGGAAGCCUAUGACCUUCAGUCAAGAUGGAUUUCUGAAAGACUAAAUGCUGUCAUUGUAUCAGUCGAGUACAGAUUGGCACCAAAAUAUCAUUUCCCCGUUCAAUUUGAAGAUGUAUACACCGUGGCAAAGUAUUUCCUGCAAAGGAGUGUUCUUGAGCAAUACAAGGUAGAUCCAAGUAGAGUGUGCAUUUCAGGAGACAGUGCAGGAGGGAACUUAGCUGCAGCCGUAACACAGCAGCUCCUAGAUGACCCUGAUGUCAAAGUUAAACUGAAGAUCCAAAUGCUAAUCUACCCUGCUCUUCAGACCAUUGAUUUGAAUUUGCCAUCCUAUCAAGAAAAUGAAAAUAUGCCAAUUCUGCCUAAAUCUUUAAUGCUGAGAUUUUGGAGUGAAUACUUUACUACCGACCUCUCUCUAAUGGAAGCAAUGGAAAUCAAUCAACAUGUUCCCCCAGAAUUUAGCCAUUUGUUUAAGUUUGUAAACUGGAGUGACUGGCUACCUGAAAGAUUUAAAAAGAACCAUGUUUAUACCUUCCCAACACCUGGAAAUCCAAAGCUUGGACAAAAAUAUCCUGGGUUCCUGGAUCCAAGAGCAGCACCUCUAUUGGUUGAGGAUAUCAAGUUGCGUGGAUUACCCCUCACAUAUGUCAUUACAUGUCAAUAUGAUGUCUUGAGGGAUGAUGGAAUCAUGUAUGUCUCACGCCUUAAGAAAGCAGGAGUUCCAGUAAUACAUGAACACCUUGAGGAUGCUUUUCAUGGACUAUUAAUGUUUAUUUUAAGCCCAUUAUCCCUAACUAGGGCACAGAUGGCUGUCAAUAACUACAUUGAGUGGCUAAAUAAGAACUUAUGAAGGAAACAUGUCUGUGGAUGGAGGGGUGCUUUAGGCUCUGAUUAAUUUGGGCUGGGUUUUAUACUGCUUUUCAAGGAACAAAUUCUCUUUUCUGUGAAUCAUUUUGAUAUGGCCAUUCUUUGAAUAUUGUAAUUAAUAUAGAAUAAUUUCCUUCCUCCCUUUUCACAAGACUGAGAUAAUUUUGUUUCUUGCUUCUUUGUCAAAUUGUUCUUACUUUAAAAUAAAACAUCCCAAUCCAAA
Molecule: messenger RNA, 1510 nt
Organism: Sceloporus undulatus (fence lizard)
Lineage: Eukaryota; Metazoa; Chordata; Lepidosauria; Squamata; Phrynosomatidae
Gene: AADAC
Product: arylacetamide deacetylase
Exons: 5
Coding region: 59-1270 (403 amino acids)
Cellular component (GO): membrane
Molecular function (GO): carboxylic ester hydrolase activity
Source: RefSeq, a predicted model, not a curated record